AUGUCGAUCAACUGGGUGAUGCUGCAAGGCCCCGAAGGCUUUGUUCGACUACCCAAUGAGCAUCAGUUGUUCGCCUCUCCUCCGCGGACAACUCUGUCUCUGCAACCCCUAGGCUCUAGCGCCAGCAAGGACUCUUUUUCCAUGCAAAGCAGUGCCGGUCGAGUCUACCUGACAAAUCAGAGGAUCGUUUACAUUCCCGCGCAACAAACGAAAGAGUUUCAAUCGUUUUCCACACCAUUACUCAAUGUCCAUGACGCCCAUGUCACUGCACCAUUCUUUGGGCCCAAUGCAUGGUUGGCGCUAGUCCAGCCGGUAUCUGGAGGAGGCAUCCCUGCGUCGUUGCCUGCCGUGCAGCUCAAGGUGACAUUCAAAGAGGGAGGGGCGUUUGAUUUCCACAACAAUUUCGAAAGAAUCAAAGAGCGUCUACAACAGGCUGUCGAGAAUACGCAGGCGAGCGGUCGAGGUGCCCGAAAUGUUGACAUGUCUGCAAUCCACCUCGACGAGCUACCUGCGUACACCGGCCCAUCGGGUGGUACAACCGGAGCAGACCACAGUACCGCACAGCAAUCUGUAAGCCCACAGUCUCAACACACAGGGCCAGAAGCGGGAUCAGAGCCGAUGGAGCCACCACCGGAUUAUGAAGAGGUGCAGCAGCAGAGUGUGGCGGAAGCGCUCGAGGAGAGACUGCGUCGAGCCAGUUGA
Messenger RNA from Aspergillus tubingensis, 702 nucleotides. RefSeq lists its product as uncharacterized. Gene Ontology annotation, biological process: positive regulation of DNA-templated transcription. Gene Ontology annotation, molecular function: chromatin DNA binding; transcription coactivator activity. Lineage: Eukaryota; Fungi; Ascomycota; Eurotiomycetes; Eurotiales; Aspergillaceae. The record is from RefSeq and is a predicted model, not a curated record. The transcript is spliced from 3 exons. The coding region runs from base 1 to 702 and encodes 233 amino acids. Gene Ontology annotation, cellular component: nucleus.